AUGGAAUCUUUGUCAAGAUUUCUUACUUAUGCUGAAACUCAAAAUCUUAUUCAUGGAAUCAAGCUAAGUACUGAUGCCCCUGCUAUCAAUCAUCUCCUUUGUGCUGAUGACUGCAUGGUAUUCUGUAAAGCCAAUUUGGAGGAAUGCAACAAUCUUAUCAAAUUCUUCCAAGAAUUCAGUCAAUCUUCUGGGAAAAUGAUAAACUUUGCUAAAUCUGGUAUCUUCUUUAGUAAAAACGCAGGUCCAUAUAUUGCUGACAGAAUAAGCACCACCAUGAAGAUCCAAAAAUUUGACAUCAAGGAUAACUAUUUGGGUUACCCUCUCUUCACCAGCAAAAGCAAAGUGCAAGCCUUCAAACCUUUCAUUGAUAAACUAAAAUACAGAAUAGCUGGAUGGAAAGCCACUCUGUCAACUGCUGGAAAAGGUACUAUGAUACAGUUUGUUACUUCUACCUCUAGCAUCUACCAAAUAAAUUGCUUCAAGUUCCCAAAGGCCACCUGUAAGGAGAUUAAUGCUAUUCAAAGGGAUUUCUUCUGGAACAAAGGUCAAGAUAAACUUAAAGAACCACAUUCUCUAUGGAGAUGCCUUAUGAAGGCCUUACAUUUCCCUAAUGAAGAGGUUAUCAGAAUGGAUACCAAACCAAAACUCUCUGAUUCUUGGAUUUGGAAAGGAAUUCUUGAAGGCAUUAUUAAUAUCCAAAAGUAUUAUAUAUGGAAAAUUGGGAAAGAUGAUAAGAUUCACAAUUGGGAAGACAGACUGUUUGAGGGACAACCUGAAAUCAUCCCAAAACCACCUAACUUCCCAACUAACAUGUUGUAUGUCAGCAAUCUUUUUAAUUCAACUGGUGACUGGGAUACUGAUAUUCUGGCUCUUUGGGAAAACUUCUCUGUUAAAUCUAUUUAUGACAAGCAGACUACUGAUAAAUAUGCUAAUGAUGUUCUCACCUCUCCUUGUGCAAAAAUUUGGGAUCUUGAUACUUCUCCAGCCAUUCAUUUAUUUAUUUGGAAAUGUUCUCAUGGAAUACUUCCAACUAAUGUUAAGAAUGCCAGCAUACUUACUUACAUUGAUCCAAUCUGCAACGUUGGCAAGAGUGCUAAAGAAGAUAUCACUCAUGUGCUCCUCACCUGUCCUGCUGCCUCUGAUGUUUGGGAAAGACUAUUUGGGAAUUCUCAUCAGCUUUUCAGUAAUGUUUGCUCCUUCCAUGAUUGGUUCAACGGCUGGUUUAUUGAUCACAACGAAAAUGCCAGCGAGAAUGCUACCUAUGCAACUACUUGUUGGUUUAUUUGGAAAGCCAGAUGCGAUCUUGUGCUCAGAAAUAUAUUCCCUGCUGCUGACGGCCAAUGCGUGGGAGCCAGAAACUAUAUACACACAACUAUUGGAUUCAGCAGAGCUACUAGAAUAGCCAGAGGACCUCAUCUAGCAAUCGAAUGGGGCAUGGAGAUGCAAAAAUCCAACAUAGACUUUGCUGCUGAGGAUGAUGCAAUUCUACAAUCCAUUCAGGAAGCUUACCAGGUGGAAGUUCAAGAAAGAUUCAAAACAGUUCUACUCAUACUCAAGAAAGACAUUUUGAAGCUAUUGAUUUUGUGCUAG
This is a messenger RNA of Papaver somniferum (opium poppy), 1590 nucleotides long. RefSeq lists its product as uncharacterized. NCBI's taxonomy places the organism in Eukaryota, Viridiplantae, Streptophyta, Magnoliopsida, Ranunculales, Papaveraceae. The transcript is spliced from 4 exons. The record is from RefSeq and is a predicted model, not a curated record. The coding region runs from base 1 to 1590 and encodes 529 amino acids.